Molecule: messenger RNA, 1190 nt
Organism: Brassicogethes aeneus
Lineage: Eukaryota; Metazoa; Arthropoda; Insecta; Coleoptera; Nitidulidae
Source: the annotation of a GenBank genome assembly
CUGUCAAAAAAUUUCCUUUGCUGAACAUCAUAUAGCAAGCAACAUGUCUGGAGAUUACGUGUCGUUUUUUAAAGAUUUCAUGGCGGGAGGUAUUUCUGCUGCCGUGGCCAAAACUGCAGUUGCACCUAUUGAAAGGGUAAAACUUUUGUUGCAAGUUCAAGCUGUAAGCAAGCAAAUUCGACCGGAAGAUAGAUAUAAAGGAAUGAUCGAUUGUUUUAUACGCAUACCAAAAGAGCAAGGUUUUGCAAGUUACUGGCGCGGUAACUUGGCAAAUGUUAUCAGAUAUUUUCCAACCCAGGCCCUAAAUUUUGCCUUCAAAGAUGUGUACAAAACUGUAUUCCUUGGGGGAGUUGAUAAAAAUAAGCAAUUUUGGAGAUAUUUUGCUGGUAAUUUAGCAUCAGGUGGUGCAGCUGGCGCAACUUCACUUUGUUUUGUCUACCCUCUAGAUUAUGCAAGAACUCGCUUGGCUGUUGAUGUUGGAAAAGGCACAAAAGAUCGCCAAUAUCAAGGAUUAGUUGAUUGUAUUGCUAAAACCUUUAAAUCAGAUGGUUUAAUAGGGUUGUAUAGAGGGUUCAAUGUGUCCGUUCAGGGUAUUAUAAUUUAUCGGGCUGCUUAUUUUGGUUGUUUUGACACUGCUAAAGGCAUGCUCCCUGAUCCCAAGAGCACACCCUUCCUUGUUUCUUUUGCCAUUGCACAGACUGUUACAACUUUGUCAGGAAUUAUUUCCUAUCCAUUUGACACUGUUAGAAGGAGGAUGAUGAUGCAAUCUGGACUUAAAAAGAGUGAAGUUAUAUACAAAAAUACUCUUGAUUGCUGGAUCAAAAUAAACAAAACAGAAGGUACUGCUGCCUUUUUCAAGGGUGCCCUAUCAAAUGUCUUCCGAGGCAUGGGAGCUGCCUUGGUGCUCGUUUUUUAUGAUGAAAUUAAAGCAUUGAUUUAAGAAAUUAAAACAAUAUGUAAGCAGUUCUUACCUUAUGUUUAAAAAGGUUAACUUGUUUUUUACAUUUGUUUCUUUUGUUUUAUUUUUUUGAAUAUUAUGUACAGAAGUUUGUUCAAAAUUCUUCAGUGUAUUCUUAUUUCAUAACUUAUUGGAGUAAGCAAAAAUUGGGUUUUGGAUGUUUUUAUUCCAUCUACAAUAUUUUUAUUUAAAGGUUUUAAAAAUCUAAAUUGGUACUCUCUCCAUCACUUCC